AUGGACCGCGGGUCGUACUUCCAGGAGUUCAUGCGGUCGAAGGCGCUGGCAAAAGCAUCUACUGGAAAGCAAGCUGUAGAGGAGACGAAAAAGCUCCUCACCGACCGUGGCGCGUACAUUUCAUUCCUGGAAAUCCAACUCGAGCGUGUGUCGGCAGCAUGUCUCCACACAAAGAGCCUCGAGACGCAAAUUCACGACAUGCACGUUCAGAUUGAAGCGACCGACGCGAAAGUCGCGACAGUCGCUAAAUUGCUCAAGAUGCACCAGCAGCAUACCGGAGACCUCAUGCAAAGCAACACCCAGGACAUCGGGACGAUGCAAUACGUCGUUUGGGGAGUUGUGGGGAUGGACCGCGGGUCGUACUUCCAGGAGUUCAUGCGGUCGAAGGCGCUGGCAAAAGCAUCUACUGGAAAGCAAGCUGUAGAGGAGACGAAAAAGCUCCUCACCGACCGUGGCGCGUACAUUUCAUUCUUGGAAAUCCAACUCGAGCGUGUGUCGGCAGCAUGUCUCCACACAAAGAGCCUCGAGACGCAAAUUCACGACAUGCACGUUCAGAUUGAAGCGACCGACGCGAAAGUCGCGACAGUCGCUAAAUUGCUCAAGAUGCACCAGCAGCAUACCGGAGACCUCAUGCAAAGCAACACCCAGGACAUCGGGACGAUGCAGUCCCUGAUAGAGACGAUCCGCGACACUGUGACAGCUCACGGGACACAGCUACGACGACUGGACGUGCGGCAAUGCGACACCGACGACGCGGCGCAAUCCAUGGAAACCAAGCUUCGGCAAGAGAUUGAUCAUGCCAUUACGAACGGUGAACUCGCCAAGGAAACGAUGGAGCUACAUGUUCAGCGCUACCACACGUUGCACGAAGCACAGCAAACCAAAUGGCAGGCCAUCCAUGCCGCCCACCAGGAGCUCGUCCACGAUAUCGCCAUUGCUGAUGCCCGUAACGUGGCGCAUACAGAUGCGGCAGUACAACAAGUUCGAAAUGCAGUCGAGGAGGCUACAGCAGCGCUCGAAGCCAGGCUAGUCGAGCAUGAGGAAAAGGCAAAACGGGCUCGGCAGGCCGUUGAGCAGUACUGCGCCGUGGAGAUCGCGAGGGUUGGUUGUGCGGCGGAUGCCAAGUUGGAAUCUAUCGAUCAAAAUGCAAUCUUACUGCAAGACCAACUGCAACGGGUGCAAGCAAAGCUGGCGCAAAUGAGCCAGAAACACCACGACGACUGCCGCCUCAUCAACGCAAGUCUGGUGUCGCUGCAAUCGGACCUUGACGACCGCGACCGGACGACUAUCCGACCUGUCUUGACCAGCCAUGGUGCCUCGCAGCGGGGUUGCGACCGGGGCGAAUCAUCGGACAUGGCGUCGCGAGUCGCGGUAUUAGAACGUGACUGCAUCGUGUUUCGUGAAGGCCUCGAGUACCUCCGCCGCGCCAUGGAAACGUUCGAAUCGUCGCAAGUGAUGCUUGUCGAGGACUGGAAUGCCAAGUUGGCACAGAUGUCGGAAGAUGCCAAGAGGCUUGAGACGGCGGCCAAGGUCGAUGAAGACGAGAUGCACAAGUUGCAGCGGCGGCUGCAGGACGAAUGGUGCCACAAGGAGGAAGCGUGGUGGAAGGCGGUGGCAAGCUUAGAAAUCCAAGUGCCAGCGCUGCGCGAAAAAGUGCAGCUUCUCAUGGACCGUCGGGCAGACGAAGAGCCCGUCGUUGUCGAAGGCGUACACAAGGGCCUGACACGAAUUCACAAGUGAGUGCGGCAUGCAUGCCACGAUCAACUGGAUUGCGAUUCGAAUGCUCAGGAUGGAGAAGCGCAUGCACCGCUUGGCGGCCAAUAUGCAGACACUGUACACGCUCGUGGAGAUGGUCAGGCCUUCAGCGAUCAAACUGGAGGCUUCAUGGAGUGAUGAAUCGUGUGUGCGGUUGGCUAGUAGACGCUUCCCCAGCGAGACAAAGCAUUCGCGGACCUUCAAACCAACGUCAUUGGCGAGUUGGCGUAUGUUCGUGAAGCACUCAAGACCAUCAUGCACGAUGUUGGAAACAAGGGGGACAACGAUGGAGAUCGAGGCAGGAGGCGCAGACUAGUGAAAGCAGAACCCAAGUGUGCCAAAGCGACGGAAGCACGAGGCGGCGUCGGCGCCAAGCUGUGAAGCCUGCCAUCACGUAGACAAUUGUCCUCCCCAUGUAUGCCUCGCAUAGAGCUCAUGAACCCAACAAGUUGCUGUCGACGUGGCGGAUCCGAUGGUAUGACGAGAGCACGCAGUAGUGUUUCGUCAACAUGAGAAUCACCGUUUCCUG
Molecule: messenger RNA, 2284 nt
Organism: Aphanomyces invadans
Lineage: Eukaryota; Oomycota; Saprolegniomycetes; Saprolegniales; Verrucalvaceae
Exons: 5
Coding region: 1-1740 (579 amino acids)
Source: RefSeq, a predicted model, not a curated record